AUGGUCUGCUACGCAAACGACACCCUGGUGCUGGCGGGAGGCAUCGACUGGGAGGAGGCUACGGCUAUAGGCAAUACAGCCGUAGCGGGUGCCGUGCGCUCAAUACGGCAGCUGGGCCUACGGGUGGCCCCUCAAAAGACCGAGUGUAUGUUCGUGUACGAUCGGUUAGCGGGGGUGCCCCCGAGGUCCAGCAUUAUGGUAGAGGCAACCCGCGUGGAGGUGACCCCAGGCAUCAAAUACCUGAGGCCCCACCUGGAUGGCCAAUGGGACUUCACCUCUCAUUUUGAGAGGUUGUGUCCCAAGUUGGAGAGAGUAGCGGCUGCACUGUGCAGUCUCCUCCCCAACAUCAGUGGUCCGGACAAUCGGGUUCGCAGGCUGUAUACGAACACCGUCUCGUCCAUUGCCCUUUAUGGGGCGCCAGUCUGGGCGGGAGAGGCGGGGGCCAAGCGGCGCAUCAUUUCAAUCUUGCAUGGUGCGCAGCGACUAAUAGCCAUCCGCCUCGUGAAGGCGUAUAGGACGGUGUCGCAUGCAGCCGUCACGGUCCUGGCCGGCAUAAUACCGGCGGAGCUCCUAGCUCAACUGUACGUAGAGACGUACUACAAGGUUGCGGAGCUCCGCGGGCGAGAUGGUGACCACCUGGUCACGGCCGGAGACGAUAAGAGGAGACGCGACUCGGCCCGGCGUAAGGCCCUCCGGCGAUGA
This is a messenger RNA of Odontomachus brunneus, 702 nucleotides long. RefSeq lists its product as uncharacterized. NCBI's taxonomy places the organism in Eukaryota, Metazoa, Arthropoda, Insecta, Hymenoptera, Formicidae. The record is from RefSeq and is a predicted model, not a curated record. Bases 1 to 702 code for a protein of 233 amino acids. The transcript has a single exon.